This is a messenger RNA of Ruditapes philippinarum (Manila clam), 6174 nucleotides long. Its product is annotated as fibroin heavy chain-like. The transcript is spliced from 9 exons. The record is from RefSeq and is a predicted model, not a curated record. Lineage: Eukaryota; Metazoa; Mollusca; Bivalvia; Venerida; Veneridae. Gene Ontology annotation, molecular function: zinc ion binding; nucleic acid binding. The coding region runs from base 126 to 3935 and encodes 1269 amino acids.
UUACAUUAAGCCAAUCCCCGUGGUUCUUUUAUCCGAUAAAUGCAAGAGCACCAAAAUGGUUGAACGAGCAUGUUAUUGACAAAAAUUUAAGAAUAUUGUAAAAUACCUUUCAUAUAAGAGACGACAUGUCGAACGCUCAACCUAAUGCGAGUUAUGAUUAUUCACAGUAUUCGGGCUAUCAGUACCCAGCAUAUACUACUACCCCUGCAUCAACUACAGCUGCUACGACAGGUUAUAAUUAUGGCUAUGACUACACACAGGCUGGUUAUGGAAGUUAUGAUGGAUACACUGCAGGUAGCUAUGGUUAUGGUCAGGGGUAUGACUACAGUGCAUAUGGUUACUACAACCAGGCAGGGACCACCGCAACUCCUACUACCGCAGCUACACCAGUAACUUCUACAGAAGUGAAGCCGACUGAUACAUCCGCUAGUGUCUCACUCCCCGUGACAGGUCAGCCUGCCACUUUAGGUACACCAGCACCACCUGCACCCCCACCCCCACCACCUGAUGCUCAAACUGCCACAAGCCAAGCUGGUUCUUCCUGGGGUGGGAGCUAUUCAGCUGGAAGCUAUGGGAACCAUGCUGGUUACUAUGGUUAUCCUGCUGGUAGUUAUGCAACUCAGGCUGGUACCUAUGGUUACACUCAACAGCCAGCUGGAUAUGGACAACAGCAGACUGGUAACAGUCAGCAGCAGGCUGGUUACAGUCAGCAACAGGCUGGUUACAGCCAGCAACAGGCUGGUUACAGUCAGCCACAGGCCGGUUACAAUCAACCGCAGACAGGUUACAAUCAACCGCAGACUGGUUACAGUCAACAGCAGCCUGGUUACAGUCAGCAACAGCCUGGUUACAAUCAACAGCAGCCUGGUUACAAUCAACAGCAGCCUGGUUACAGUCAACAGCAGGCUGGUUACAAUCAACAGCAGCCUGGUUACAGUCAAAAGCCGACUGAACCAAGUCAAGUUACAGCUGGUUCUAGUCAGCAGCAGGAGGGUUAUAGUACUUCUGGCUAUGAAAAUAGUCAACAACAGUCAACCUACUCUGGAACCUCAGGUCAACAACAGCCCAGCUACAGCGAAAAGCAGCAUCAGCAGAAAACAGGCUACAAUCAGCAGAAGGCAUCUAGUGAUAGUGAUCAGUCAUCUGGAUACAGUCAAAAGCAUACUGGAUAUGGGCAACAACAGGCAAAGGGGUACAGUCAAGGUGAUUAUGAGCAAAAGAGCUCAAAUGAAAAUCAGAAAAAUAAAAAUAAUGAUUCUAAUAAUACAUAUUACAGUGGCAUACAGGAAAAUAACAGUUAUUCUAGUUUACAGAGUGACAGGGGUUCCUAUGGCCGUGGUCGUGGAAGGGGUGAUAGCAGUCACUCCGGAUAUGAUCAAGACCGUAGGGGAUUUUCAGGAAACCGGGGUGGGAGAGGAAGUUACAGAAACAAUAAUAAAAAUUUUGAUAGUAAUGAAAGUGAACAAGUAGAUAAUGAAGAAAGUUUAAAUGAUCAAUUUAAUGCUAGAAAUUACAGGGAUGAUUCUUGGAGUAAGAACAAUAAUAGAGGGAGAGGAGGCAGAGAGUUUGGGAGAGGGGAGUAUUCCAAUAGAGGAAAACAGAGGUUUGAAGGUGGUAGAGGUGUUGGAUUAAAAAGUCUAUUGAGUGAAGAAAUAGACUAUAGUGAAAGUUCAGGGGUCAAAAGAGGAGCAAGUCACAGAGGGGGGAAAGGAUUUGGGGCUGGAAGAGGGUAUAGUGAUUGGGAUAGGCAAGGUUCUGAGGAUCAGUUUGAUAGCGAAGAAAACAGUAAUAGUCAGGAGAGCUAUAGUACAGGCAGAAGUAGAGGUCGGGGAUCUGGAUCUUUUGGAAAAGGAAACACUAGAGAUGGUGCAGGUAGUGAGGGAGGGGGAUUUAGUAAUGACAAUCGAGGUGCUUUUAGAGGAGGUAGAGGUUUCAGUGGAGAGAGAGGAAGAUUUGGAAGAGGUCGUGGUUUUGGAAGACAGGAAGAUCAAAGUAAUGAUAAUGAUGAUAUAGAUUAUGAAAUGGAAGGAAAUCAAGUUAACACUAGAGGUGGUUUUGGAAAUCAAGUUAACACUAGAGGUGGUUUUGGAAGAGGCCGUGGUCAAAGAGGAAGAGGCGGAUUUGGAAACAAUAGAAGUCAAUGGGAUGAUGGUGAUGAUGAUUGGACUCCAGAAGCAGGAAAUAAUAGAGGUGAUUAUAGUAGAGGACAAGGUCAAAGAAGCAGAGGUGCCUUUGGAAGGGGUAUAGAUCAGGGUGAUGAUAAUGAAUUUGUAAGAGAUGCUGAUGAAGGGAACAGAGGAGGUUUCGGAAGAGAUGCUGAUCAAGGGAACAGAGGAGGUUUUGGAAGAGGUGGAAACAGAGGAAGUUUUGGAAGAGGCAGGGGUGGAUUUGGAAGAGGCAAUGAUCAAGGGAAUGAUGGUAAGUUUAAAACAGGUGAGGAACAAGAUUAUAAUAAAAGUGGUUUUGGAAGGGGAAACUUUGGAGGUGACAGAGGAGGCUCUAGUGUAGGUAGAGGACAAUCUAGUGAAAGAGGAGGCUCUAGUGUAGGUAGAGGACAACCUAGUGAAAGAGGAGGCUUUAGUGGAGGUAGAGGACAACCUAAUGAAAGAGGAGGCUUUAGUGUAGGUAGAGGACAACCUAGUGAAAGAGGAGGCUUCAGUGGAGGUAGAGGACAACCUAGUGAAAGAGGAGGCUCUAGUGGAGGCAGAGGACAACCUAGUGAAAGAGGAGGCUUUAGUGUAGGUAGAGGACAACCUAGUGAAAAAGGGACCUUUGGUAGAGGUAACAGAGGUGGAGUUGGUCGUGGGCAAAAUCAAGAUAAUGAACAUGGAGGUGCCCAACUUGGCAGAGGCAGGGGAAAUCUAGAUAAAUCUAAAGAACAUGCUACUGUUGACAAAACUAAAGUAGAAGUAAAACGUAAAAGUGUUGAAUGCUUAGAACUGUCACCAGCUAAGAAAAAGAAAGAAGAGGAGAAGAUAGAUGUUUUACCAUUCAUUCAAGCUCACAUUGAAGAGCACUGUACUGUUAAUGAAGAUGCUAGGAAAAUUGCAGAGGAAGCCUUGAAGAAAAUGAUGCAGCCAGCAUAUUGUGUGUUGUGUAAUGCAAGAAUGAGUGGUUCACCACAAGCAAUGAUGCACUAUCAAGGGAAAAAUCAUAAUAAAAAAAUUAAGAAUUUUAUAACAUGUGGGAUGACAAAGUAUGUUGAGAAGGUAAAGGAAGAUGCAAACAAGACUGAAGAACAAAUUGCAAAAGAAAAAGCAGAAGAAGAAGAAAGAAAUAGAAUUUUGGACCAAAAAGUCGCGGAGGGUGCACUGCGAGUGAAAGAAAAUUUACUAAGUUUGGCUCAAUAUGAUAUAAUACCCAGAAGGCCUCCUGGACAGGCGAGAGAAAUGGUUCCUAUAGAUGAUCAAGAUCCGAAGUUCUGUAAGGUAUGUUGUGUAGAAUUCUCGGCACCUUCCCAAGCCACUCAGCAUUAUGACGGGAAAAAUCAUCAGAAACGUCUUAAACAACUUGGUCCUGGAGCCGCAGAGGAAUUAGGAAACUUUGUGUGUGAGACCUGUAAUGUUCGUGUUACAUCACAAGAAAUUCUGACCCAGCAUAUGAAUGGGGCAAAACACAAGUCCAAGGUUGCUAGAGAGAAAAACUUGAAGGUUAAAAAAGAGGAUUACAUUGUGCCAGAAGGUGGAUUGGUUGUUGAAGGAGGUCCAAUGUUAAGACCGGGUCAGAGGUUACCUCCUGGAUUUAAAGUGAUGCCAUAUAGAGAACCUACGCAAAACGAGGCAUUCACAAGCAGGUUCGAGGGUCCAGCCAGCUUUUUUACCGAUAACCCGACGCCAAUCAUUAAUCCAGUCGAGGAGGAGCCUGUGGAAACUACCUCAUCUAAAAGACGGAAAAAGUUACAGAAGCAGUUACCAAACUUUUAUAAUGUUAUUUAGAAUUUGCAGGGUUUCCAAGGAGAUGUGAUUAAUGAAUAAGACUGUUUGACUUUUCACAGGUUUCUGUUUUCCUGUCCAAAGGGAUAUAUUUUAGUUAGUUACUUGAUAUGUGUUAGCUAAGAUCUCCAGAGUUAUGUGAAUUGUUGUGUAUAUAAAGAAAAAUAUUCACUAUUGUCUUAUAAUGAGUAUAAUUUUAGACACUAGGGUCAAUGUUAAGGUCAUCAAAGCUAAAAAAAAAGAUUCUUCUACUUUUCCUAAUACGACAGAUAAUUUUGAUGUAAGAUAUGAAGUUACCAUGCAUUGUCUUAUAAUGAGUAUAAUUUUAGACACUGUUUAGGGUCAAUGUCAAGGUCAUCAAAGCUAAAAAUAGAUUCUUCUACUUUUUCAUGUAUAGUGAUGAUUGAAUUGUAUUAUACAGUUAUUACAUACGUGAUUUGGGAACAGUCAAACUGUUGGCCGGAGGUGUAGGGGGUAGUCUUUUGAACUGUUGCCCAAGGCUGUAGGCCGAGGGCAACAGUUCAAAACACUUUCCCUGACACCGAGGGACAAUUGUUUGACUGUUCCCAAAUCACAUAUGAAAUAGCUGUUGUAUUACCUGAUCAAUUAGUGUUUUAACAGUACUUGCAGAUGAAAAAGGGAACAAGAAAAUAGUUUUGCACAUAUGUUAAUAAUUAAAAUUAAUACUUUAACUAUGUCACGUCAUGUCUGGUUUAUGAUCAAGAUCAAUGGACGCUUUACGAGGGGAAUCCUCUAUGACAUCAAUGACGUCAGAGCACAUGAGGGGAACAGUCUAAACUAUUGACCUGUCAACAGUUUGCGAACGUUGACGUUUUUAGAAUUUCAAAAAACAGUUAAAAAUACCAAAUUACAUUUAUAUAAGGUAUCAGGUAAUAAAAGAACAUAAGAGAUGAGAGUUUUUACAAGCUGCACUUAGAUGAGAGAAUGAAAUGGGUAAUAUUGCCCUCGAUGGAAUUUCUCAUUGAAGAAAAUAUCCAUUCUAACACGACCUGCAUUUUUCGGAUUCCCUAUUGAAUAUAGAAGAACCAAAAGUGUGUGUUAUUAUGUUACAAAGUCACUGUUGACGUUCUAUAUUUAAACAUUUGACAAAAUCAUUAUACAUGUGAUGUAACCACUAAAAAUGUGAUGCGCUGAAAAUAAGUACAGAAAAAAAUCAGGAGCAAUUAACGCUAAAUAUCAGGUACCGCAGCAUUUAUUUGUUGAUGUUGUGUUAGAAUCGAAAUGAUAUAUCCAAAUCCGUGAUUUUAUCGCUUGAUUACAUCACUGUUUGUCGUUCGGAUGGGCAUCAUUAUAUCACUUGGGCUACACCCUCGUGUUAUAAUUCCUCGCAUCCGAACUCAAAACAGUGAUUUUAUUGAGCGAUAAAAUCACUGUUUUGGUUACAUUAUUUCUUAAUUAAAUCAACUUUAACUUGCUGAAGUCACAAGUGAUAAACAUUUGCCACCACAAUAGAGGCUAGGCUGCACAUCUGUGCAGUCUGACAGACUAUACUGCUGGUAACAAAACUAGUAAGAUUUUGUAUUCUGAUAUUUAAAUCCUGUAAAUUUUUAAUGCACUGUUUCAAAUGCAUAACCGGAGAAAUCCAUUACAAAAAUUCAGCCGGUUAAAAGUUAAUUGUAAUUUGUGUUAGUGUUCUUACUUAAUUGACAAUUAUUUAACAGAAGCCUGAACUUAUUGUUUGCAUAUUGUAUGGUUGUAUAGCAAUGUUAAUUAUAAUGCUUAUUGUAUGAAACAGAAACAGUUGAUAUGUCCAAAUAUUUCAUUACAGAAAUUUACAGAUGUGUAGAAUUAACAGUAUGAAAUAUUAUUUUUUUAUUGAUGGAAGAAGAAUGAUUAUGAAGUUGAUGUUAAAAAAAUGACCAUCAUCAUGUUUUCAUUUCAUAAACGUCAGCAUUAUUUGUUUUACAUAUGCAUGACAUGGAACCCUAUAAAUUUGUAUAUAUGUUUCAUUUUGAGUCAGACCACAUUAUGUUGAUUAGUACAUGUAUAUAUUGAUCCUUCUGUAAUUCUUUCCUACAAACUUUACAUAAAACACAAUGUAUUUGCUUUUGACAGUCAUGUUUUCAGUAGUGUAGCCCUUUAACUGCUGAAUUCCUUAAAUCGUCUUGUCCUGGGUCUGAGAAUAUAAAGAAUUUAUCUAAGCUCAAAAAUGGAUCUCAGGUAUUUGAUUGGUCGGAAACUGUCACAAAAUGUUCACUGACCAAUGAUAAUCCUGAGUUUU